AAACUAACCAUUCACGUAGUUUGGUUGAGUCUUGGUGUAUUUAAUGUUGCCAAUAACGAGGUGUUUUGUUUUGUUUUCUUUGGUUUUGUUUUGUUUUUGGAAGGCAGUACAGGUUGUGCUGCAAUUAGUUCAUUGAAAAAUCAUAGCCCGUUGUGUGGUCGGGCCGAGACAGUUUUUGUUUUUCUUCUGUCUCUCUCUGCUGUUAACAUCUCAGAGCUGCAACAAUGCCUAAAAGAAAGGCUGCAGAUCAAGGUGAUAUGAAGCAGGAGCCAAAGAGAAGAUCAGCCAGACUAUCUGCUAUGCCUGUGCCCAUUACACCAGAAUCGAAGCCCAAAAGAACAUUAACUCCAAAGGCACCAGAUCCUGAAAAAGAAAUGAAAGAAAAAAAAGAAGAAAAAACCAAAGAUGCCAAAGAAGAGGGAAAACAAAAUAAAGAACCAGUGGCAGAUGAAGGGAAAAAAGAUAAGAAAGAAGAUGGAAAUCAAAGUAAGGGAGAAGAAAAAGGAGAAGCUGGAAAGGAAGACAAAGCUGGAAAAGGGAAAGAAGACAUAAAUGAAUAUGAUGAUAGAACAGAGAAAGAAGAUGAAGAAAAGGGAGGGGACAAAAGAGAAAGAGGUGAUAGAAAUGGCAAAAGAGAAUAUGACAAAAAGGAAGAUAAAAAAGAGAGUAAUGAAGACAGAGGAUACAAAGACGGAAAAGAGAGAGGAGAUGAUAAAAAGCAGGGAGAAGCCAUGAAAGAGGAAGGAGAUGAGAAAAAGAAUGAAGAUGGAAAAGGCGACGAAGAGAGAAAAGAAGAUGAAGGUGUGAAUGAGAAAGAAGACAGAGAAAAAUUAGGAGAUGAUGGAAAAGAGGACAAAAGUGAAAAAGAGGGAGAAGAUGGAAAGAAACAUGGACAAGGAGAUCAGAAAGAUGGAGGAAAUGGAAAGAAAUAUGAGAGUGAAGCUGGAAAACAAGAUGAAAAGGAAGAGUUCAAAAAAGAAGAUGAAAUAAAAGAAACAUCUCAGAGUAUUGUUUAAAUCUGCCCAUAUCAGUUAAUAAUUUGGUAAUAUGUAUCUCCAUAUUAUAAUGUUAAUAGAGAUGAAUAUUUUUAUCAAAUAUUUUAUAAA
This is a messenger RNA of Erinaceus europaeus (western European hedgehog), 1106 nucleotides long. RefSeq names its product high mobility group nucleosome binding domain 5 (gene HMGN5). Gene Ontology annotation, cellular component: chromatin; nucleus. Lineage: Eukaryota; Metazoa; Chordata; Mammalia; Eulipotyphla; Erinaceidae. The transcript has 5 exons. Bases 225 to 1016 code for a protein of 263 amino acids. Gene Ontology annotation, biological process: chromatin organization. The record is from RefSeq and is a predicted model, not a curated record. Gene Ontology annotation, molecular function: nucleosomal DNA binding.